Messenger RNA from Anguilla rostrata (American eel), 1528 nucleotides. RefSeq names its product WD repeat-containing protein 5-like. Gene Ontology annotation, molecular function: RNA polymerase II general transcription initiation factor activity; protein binding. Bases 247 to 1251 code for a protein of 334 amino acids. Gene Ontology annotation, cellular component: transcription factor TFIID complex. NCBI's taxonomy places the organism in Eukaryota, Metazoa, Chordata, Actinopteri, Anguilliformes, Anguillidae. The transcript is spliced from 14 exons. Gene Ontology annotation, biological process: transcription initiation at RNA polymerase II promoter. The record is from RefSeq and is a predicted model, not a curated record.
CAGUAUUGUGCUUUUCGCCACAUUCCGCGCCUGAACGCAAAGCCUCAAUCCUGUACACAAAUUCUCGUUGCUAUCUGUGUAAUUGCAACGAGGCGCCUUUCACGUUCUUCUGGAGAAUUAAUCUGUGGAAAAACUCAAUGUUUUGGGAAAAAUAAACGAGCUACGUCUUCGCACCUAACAUACUGACCACACUUCUGAAAGUGCUGCCUGGCAUCCAGUCCCUUCUGAUCCACCUACUUUGUUACCAUGGCAACGGAGGAGAAAAAGCCAGAGAUUGAAGCGGCUAAAACGGCAUCUGCAUCAUCUGCCUCAGCAGGCCAGAGCAAGUCAGCACCUGUGAAGCCAAACUACUGCCUGAAGUUCACGCUCGCUGGCCAUACCAAGGCUGUCUCCUCAGUCAAGUUCAGCCCCAGUGGAGAAUGGCUGGCCAGCUCUUCUGCUGAUAAAUUGAUCAAAAUAUGGGGAGCCUACGAUGGGAAGUUUGAAAAAACGGUGUCUGGACACAAGCUGGGUAUCUCGGACGUUGCGUGGUCCACCGACUCAAACCUCCUGGUUUCUGCGUCGGACGACAAGACCCUGAAGAUAUGGGACGUGAGCUCGGGGAAGUGUCUCAAGACGCUGAAGGGCCACAGCAACUACGUGUUCUGCUGUAACUUCAACCCCCAGUCCAACCUCAUUGUGUCGGGAUCGUUUGACGAGAGUGUGCGCAUCUGGGAUGUAAAGACGGGGAAAUGUCUGAAGACCCUGCCCGCACACUCUGACCCCGUCUCUGCAGUUCAUUUCAACAGAGAUGGCUCCCUGAUCGUGUCCAGCAGUUAUGAUGGCCUCUGUCGGAUCUGGGACACAGCGUCGGGACAGUGUCUCAAAACGCUUAUCGAUGACGACAAUCCUCCCGUCUCAUUUGUGAAGUUCUCCCCCAAUGGAAAAUAUAUCCUGGCAGCCACCCUAGACAACACGCUGAAGCUUUGGGACUACAGCAAAGGAAAGUGCUUGAAAACCUACACUGGCCAUAAAAAUGAGAAGUACUGCGUCUUUGCCAAUUUCUCUGUUACUGGAGGGAAGUGGAUCGUCUCUGGUUCAGAGGACAGCAUGGUAUACAUUUGGAACCUGCAGACAAAGGAAAUUGUACAGAAACUGCAGGGACACACAGAUGUGGUGAUCUCCACUGCCUGCCACCCCACAGAGAACAUCAUCGCUUCUGCAGCGCUGGAAAAUGACAAAACCAUAAAGCUGUGGAAGAGCGACUGCUAAGCCCCUCGAAUCCGCUGGAUUUUAUUUACAUUUUUUGUUGGAAAAGAGGACUUUGCGGACGGAAUGAGGCUGAGCCCCAGAAAAUAUGGGCCAGGCUGCCCAAGGAAGGGCAGAACCCAGUCCGGGCUGAACGGAACCACCAGCUAAGCUAAGCUUCCAGCAAGCCUCAAAAGACCCCAUUCACAUCCCACUCCACCCCCCCCCCCAUCUCUUCAGGCCUUAUUUUAACAGUGUGAACUUGAUCUUUGUGUUUCAUUAAAAGCAAUUAUAGUUGUAA